This is a messenger RNA of Clonostachys rhizophaga, 2154 nucleotides long. Lineage: Eukaryota; Fungi; Ascomycota; Sordariomycetes; Hypocreales; Bionectriaceae. The record is from the annotation of a GenBank genome assembly.
AUGCCUCUGGACAUCGAGGAGAUUCUUCGCAAGAAGAAAGCAGCAGACGCCGCUGCCGCGAAACCAAAGUUCAUCCCCAAAGCCCAACGCGAGCGCCUGGCCGCAGAGAAAGCAAAGCAGGAGGAAGAGGAGAAGAAGCGAAAGGCCACCGAAGACGAAGAGAAGCGAAGAGAAGACGAGCGCAAAUGGAAUUCGGCCUCGCGACGAGAUGCAGACACACCCAUGGGCGGGAGCUCUAAUGGAAGCACACAUGUCCCCACCGGGCCGAAGGCCAUGAAACAGGCAAAUGGGCGUGAUCGUCAGGAUGGCGGGCGCGACGGGCGCGAUGGGCGGAAGCCAAAGAACUCUGAGAAAAACGCCGUCGAGAAACGUUCAGCUGAGGACAUUGAAGCCUCGCUGUUGCGCUCGCGCUACCUCGGACCCGAGGUAAAUCAGCAGUCUAAUUUCUCGGCCAAGAAGAAACGGAUGAGGACUACGGAAAAGAAAUUCAACUUUGAGUGGGACGCAGAUGAGGAUACUUGGAGGGACCACGACCCUCUCUACGCAAACCAGGCUGUCAACCGAGGGUCAUCGCUUGCCGGUGUCGGAGGCGAAUUUGAUAACGAGGCUGAGGAGCGGGCCCGCAAGAGGGCACGGAUGAUCGAGCAGCGAGACAUGGAGAACGGAAAGGAACGGGCAAAGGGCAUCAUGGAGGAUUUCUACAGGGCUCGAGAGAAGGCACGAGAGCGCGCCGAAAGGACGGGCCUGGGCAGGCACUGGUCGGAGAAGUCUCUCUCAGAAAUGAGAGAGCGAGACUGGCGUAUCUUCAAAGAAGACUUCGGCAUCGCCACAAAGGGAGGCGCCAUUCCAAACCCUAUGCGCAACUGGAGAGAGUCCAAUCUACCCAAGCGUUUACUCGACAUUGUCGACCAUGUGGGCUAUAAGGAGCCGACACCGAUCCAGCGAGCAGCUAUACCCAUUGCACUGCAAGCCAGAGAUCUCAUUGGUGUCGCCGUGACCGGUUCCGGUAAAACGGCCGCCUUCCUCCUCCCUCUCUUGGUAUACAUCUCAGAUCUCCCUCCUCUCACCGAGGUGAACAAAAAUGACGGCCCCUAUGCCCUCAUUCUUGCGCCAACACGUGAACUGGUCCAACAGAUCGAGACCGAGGCUCGCAAGUUCGCUCAACCCCUUGGCUUCCGCACAGUCAGCAUUGUGGGUGGUCACUCUGUUGAGGAACAAGUCUAUGCCAUGCGGAACGGUGCAGAAAUCAUCGUGGCCACUCCUGGACGUCUAGUAGAUUGUAUCGAGAGGCGGCUGCUCGUUCUGUCACAGUGCUGCUACAUCAUCAUGGAUGAAGCAGACCGUAUGAUCGACCUUGGAUUCGAAGAAUCAGUCAACAAGAUCCUCGAUGCCCUGCCAGUCACCAACGAGAAGCCAGACACCGACGAUGCUGAAAACGCCCAACUGAUGAAACAAUACCUCGGUGGCAAAGACCGAUACCGCCAGACCAUGAUGUACACGGCCACUAUGCCACCCCUCGUCGAGAAGAUUGCGAGGAGGUAUCUCCGCCGCCCGGCCACGGUCACCAUUGGUAAUGCUGGCGAGGCUGUUGAUACCGUCGAGCAACGUGUCGAGUUCAUCCCCGGAGAGGACCGUCGCAAGAAACGUCUCCAAGAGAUUCUUUCUUCCGAUCAGUUUCCUGCGCCGAUCAUCGUGUUCGUCAACAUCAAGCGCAACUGCGAUGCCGUGGCAAGGGACAUCAAGCACAUGGGCUGGUCAGCCGUCACGCUCCACGGCUCCAAGACACAGGAGCAGCGUGAGGCAGCGCUGGGGUCGGUCCGGUCAGGCCAGACGCAGGUUCUCGUCGCCACAGAUCUGGCUGGUCGUGGUAUCGAUGUCCCGGACGUCUCCCUCGUUGUCAACUUCAACAUGGCCACAUCCAUCGAGAGCUACACCCACCGUGUCGGUCGUACAGGUCGUGCUGGAAAGAGCGGUGUUGCCAUCACUUUCCUGGGCAAUGAAGACACCGACGUCAUGUACGAUCUCAGGCAGAUGCUUAGCAAGAGCUCAAUCUCCAAGGUACCGGAUGAGCUGAAGCGCCAUGAGGCGGCACAAUCUAGACCUGUCCGUGGAGGCGCCAAGAAGGAUGAUGGAGGUGGAAAGGGUGGAAGAUGA